Molecule: messenger RNA, 1819 nt
Organism: Chenopodium quinoa (quinoa)
Lineage: Eukaryota; Viridiplantae; Streptophyta; Magnoliopsida; Caryophyllales; Amaranthaceae
Product: magnesium transporter MRS2-11, chloroplastic-like
Exons: 12
Coding region: 184-1557 (457 amino acids)
Biological process (GO): transmembrane transport; magnesium ion transport
Cellular component (GO): membrane
Molecular function (GO): magnesium ion transmembrane transporter activity
Source: RefSeq, a predicted model, not a curated record
UCCCCUUUGGCACUACAUUGCUUAGAAUGACGAAUAACAAUUACAACCACAAAACCACACAAAGUCACAAACUAUAAACCCCACAUAUUCAAAAAUUGACUACUAACAUAACAACAACAUUAUCCUCAAUUCAUAUCCCAUCUUUCCUCUGUUGAUGAUCAUACUCCCAACUCCACAACCUCCAUGUUUCCGGCGACAACAACUUCCUCGCCACCAUCUCUACCACCGCAUUCCCUCUUCUCUCCUCCACCUUCUCACCUCUUCUCCGACCUCCUACUCCUUCGUCCGCCAUGCUCAACUCCCUCCCUCUCCCUCUCUCUCCACCGCAACUUCAACCUCGCACUCGCCGUAAAAUCUACGCCGAAAUCUAGAUGCUUCGCCAAAUCUACUGCCGAAGAUCAGAUUAGCGAUUCCGAGACUCGUGAUGGUUCCGGUGUUGUUGAUUUUGAUGACAGAGAAAUUGCUGGUAAUGUUAAAGUUGAGCAUUAUUCUGCUUCUGGUAAUGAUGUUCCCAAAGUGAAUUCUUCGCCUCCUCCUUCUCCUCUUGGAAUUCCUGAGCCUGUUUAUCAGGUGGUGGAGGUGAAGUCGGAUGGAAUGGUAUCGACGAAAACGAUUAAUAGAAGGAAUUUGCUGAAAACUAGUGGUCUUCGUCCUCGUGAUAUUCGCAGUGUUGAUCCGUCCUUGUGGUUGACAAACUCGAUGCCAUCGUUACUGGUUCGGGAGCAUGCUAUUCUACUGAAUUUGGGUUCAUUAAGGGCGAUAGUGAUGCAGGAACGUGUUCUCAUAUUUAACUAUAACCGGAGGGGAGGAAAAGCUUUCAUUGACUCGUUGUUGCCUCGUUUAAAGUCUGUGAACACAAAUGGAGUGUUGUCUAUGCCAUUUGUACUGGAGGUUGUCGAAGCAGCCUUGGUUUCAAGAAUACAGCGCUAUGAGCAAAGGAUGAUGGAAAUUGAACCUCGUGUUCAAUCACUACUUGAGGUUCUCCCUAAUCGAUUAACAGGUGAUAUCUUGGAACAACUUCGCACUAGCAAGCAAACAUUGGUUGAGUUGGGAUCUCGAGCUGGGGAUCUCAGGCAGAUGCUGCUUGAUCUUUUGGAAGACACGCAGGAAUUACGCAGGAUAUGUAUCAUGGGAAGGAAUUGCACAGUUGAUAGAAUUACUCACUCCUUAGAAUGCUCAGUCGCCUUGGACAAAGAUAUUGCAGAGGAAGAGGAGGAAGAAAUUGAAAUGUUGUUGGAAAAUUAUCUUCAGAGGUGUGAAUCUAUCCAUGGUCAAGCUGAAAGGCUUCUUGACUCUGCCAAAGAGAUGGAAGACUCCAUUGCUGUAAAUUUAAGUUCCCGGAGACUCGAAGUAAGCAAAGUGGAGUUACUCCUCCAAGUAGGCACAUUCUGCGUAGCAAUUGGAGCUUUGAUCGCAGGCAUAUUUGGAAUGAAUUUGAGGUCCUAUCUUGAAGAACAUGUGUUUGCAUUUUGGACGACAACAGCAGGGAUUAUGAUUGGUAUUGUGGUUGGAUUUUACCUUAUGUAUGUAUAUCUCAAGAAUAGGAAAAUAUUGUAGCUUUGUUCUCUCAAAAAUCAAAGUAAAUUGGGUAUAUCAGAUUAGUGUAACCACCUCAUUGUUGGGCUGCUUCACUAGGUUAGCUAGCUUAAUUUAUUUUUACUGUAAUUUUAGGGGGAAGGCUGUAUAAGUGUAGAAGAGAGAUCAUGUAAACAGGGGGUGUAAUACUUACUACAUGUAUUUUUCAUGUAAGAAACUCAUUACUGCUGGUAGUAAUUGACAAAAUCACAGAAUAUCUAAAUAAAGCAAGCUGUUUGGUUUA